GCCCACAAUUUCCAACUCCUCUGUGCUCUUCCAUAGCUGUCUCAAAAUGUCACCAACACAAACACUUUUACUUGCACUUCUCAUUUUUUUCCUACUACCACUCACUACUAUGCCUUUCACAGUCAUUGUUUCUGAUUCCAGCAACCAGUCUGCCUUAGUAGACGGGCUACGAAAUGGAUUUUCAAUGAACAUGAGCGGAGCUCGAACAGAAGCCCACGAGCAAGAAGCUGUCUACGACAUAAUGAAGGCUACAGGCAACGAUUGGGCCACCGACAUUCCUGAUGUUUGCCGCGGCCGGUGGCAUGGCAUAGAGUGUAUGCUAGACAAAGACGAUAUUUACCAUGUUGUUUCAUUGUCUUUUGGUGCAUUGUCUGACGAUACUGCCUUCCCUACGUGUGACACAACAAAGUCUUAUAUUUCGCAGUCUAUUACUAAGCUUCCUCAUAUUAGGACUUUAUUUUUCUACCGUUGUCUUAGUAAUAACCCGCAGCCUAUCCCUUCAUUUUUAGGGAAGUUGGGCUCGACUUUGCAAACUUUGGUGCUUAGGGAAAAUGGUCAUGUGGGUUCUAUUCCUUGUGAAUUGGGCAAUCUUACCCGUCUGAAGGUUCUUGAUCUUCACAAAAAUAGACUCAACAGUUCAAUUCCGGUUUCCUUGGGUCGGUUGGUUGGUUUAAGGUCGUUAGAUUUGAGCGGGAACAUAUUAACCGGUUCCAUUCCCAGUUUAAGUUUUCCAGUUUUAAAUGUCAUGGACUUGAGCCGAAAUUUUCUAACUGGUCCAAUCCCGUCCAGCCUUGGUUCCUGUCAAUCUCUACUUAAAUUAGAUUUUAGUCAUAAUCGAUUCACUGGUUCGAUUCCCGACUCUUUUAGUGGCUUAAGGGAGCUAAUCCUUAUGGAUUUAAGUUAUAACCAUUUAUCAAAGCCGCUUCCUAAAACAAUCAGAAGCUUAAAUUCUCUCCAAGCGUUCAUUCUUGAAGGAAAUCCGAUGUCUGUUACUCUUGCUAGUGAUGAAUUCGAUGGCAUGAAGAGUUUAAUGGUCUUAAUCCUAUCCAAUAUGAACUUACAGGGCUUAAUUCCUGAUUCAUUAGGCCGAUUAAUAAAUUUAAGAGUCAUUCAUUUGGAUGGAAAUCGCUUAAACGGUUCAAUUCCCCUAACUUUUAGGAACUUAAAAAAUCUUGGUGAAUUAAAACUAAAUGAUAAUCAGUUAUCUGGACCAGUUCCAUUUGGGAGAGAAAUGGUAUGGAAGAUGAGAAGGAAGCUUAGAUUACACAAUAAUACAGGAUUAUGUUAUGAUGCUAAUAGUGGAUUUGGAGAUGGUCUGGAUUCGUCAGGUAUCGGUGUAUGUAAUACACCUAGACCCGGUUCAUCAAGAACAGUGCAGCAUCUAUCUACCCUUGAAAAAGAAAUGCCAGCUAUAGUUAAUAAAUCAUCUGGUGCAGUUCUUAAAGAUUCAAGUUUUAUUAGGUUGCUCCAAGGAAGCCUAGCUGUUGUUCUGGUUUUUUUAUUGUAAGGUGAGAAAGGAACACAUGUAACAUAGAGUGUAACACUAUUAUCAAAUGUCUUAUAAAUAAGUUAGUUUUGUA
Messenger RNA from Ricinus communis (castor bean), 1580 nucleotides. Its product is annotated as protein TOO MANY MOUTHS. The record is from RefSeq and is a predicted model, not a curated record. Lineage: Eukaryota; Viridiplantae; Streptophyta; Magnoliopsida; Malpighiales; Euphorbiaceae. Gene Ontology annotation, molecular function: protein binding. The transcript has a single exon. The coding region runs from base 47 to 1507 and encodes 486 amino acids.